This is a messenger RNA of Echinococcus granulosus, 468 nucleotides long. RefSeq lists its product as hypothetical. The record is from RefSeq and is a predicted model, not a curated record. NCBI's taxonomy places the organism in Eukaryota, Metazoa, Platyhelminthes, Cestoda, Cyclophyllidea, Taeniidae. Bases 1 to 468 code for a protein of 155 amino acids. The transcript has 3 exons. Gene Ontology annotation, molecular function: protein binding.
AUGUGUGAUGCAGAUCCUAAUUUUGUUGACUUUACAAGUCUUAUUGGCGAUCAGGGUACAAGCAUGGAGAGAUAUUCAACUCGUCGAGACCAGAAUAUGCCCCUCAAGUACACGUCAGAAACGGCACCCACUACGAUGCUUGGCGAAUUUCGCGAGUUAGUUGUAUCUCCAGAAUAUGUGUACAAAGGUAGAGAGACUCGUCGAUAUGAAAUUGAAUUGCUAGACUUUUAUGCGUGCAAGGAGGCUCUGCAACUUAUUCCCUGCAAUGAGAUGUGUCUUUACAGGAAAGGCGAGACCCAUCUGCUUUUGCGUGAUCACAAAGAGGCAUCAUUUAGUUUCCAAGACGCGCUUUCUGUUAAUGCCAAACAUUUGAAGACAUUUCCAAAGUUGAAUUUGUGGCAAGAUGCGAUCCUAGAUGCUCUCCUGCGGGAAAGGAAGAUGUUCCAGGAAGCACUUAAGCAUCUGUAA